GCCAGUAUGAACACUACUGCUCCUCUCUCUCUCUCUCCCCGCUUUGCUCGUCGCUCUCCUGCAGGCUGCGUGGCUUCCUCAGAACAAUCCUAAACUACUAACUUUUUUUUUGGGGGGGACAUUGUUCAUUUUUGCGUGUUUUUACGCUCGGUCAGAUGGCUCAACGCGAUCAGAUGGCUCAACCAUUUCCCCCAACACUUUGAGCUGUGAUACAGUUCUGAACUGGGAAUGCGGAUUGCUCUAAAUUGUGGCACAACUUCAAACAAAUCAACGACGGAACAAGUUUGAAGCGGAGAUAAAGGAACCCGGUACCCAGGUCCAAGUCAAGAUGUCUGUCAGUAACCACGAAAACAGAAAGUCUCGCUCUAGUUCCGGCUCCAUGAAUAUCCAGCUCUUCCACAAGACGACCCACGCCGACAGCCUGUUGACUCAGCUCAACCUGCUACGCAAACGAAAAGUCUUCACAGAUGUCAUCCUCAAGGCCGGAAACAGAUCCUUCCCUUGCCACCGGGCCGUCCUGGCCUCCUGUAGCCGAUACUUCGAGGCCAUGUUCAGUGGCGGGCUCAGGGAGAGUCGUGAUGCCGAGGUCAACUUCCACGACUCUCUCCACCCGGAGGUGCUGGAGCUGUUGCUAGACUACGCCUACUCGGCCCGAAUCAUCAUCAACGAGGAAAACGCUGAGUCGCUCCUGGAAGCCGGCGACAUGCUUCAGUUUCACGACAUCAGGGACGCUGCGGCAGAUUUUCUAGAAAAGAACCUGCACCAGUCGAACUGUCUGGGGAUGAUGCUGCUGUCGGACGCCCAUCAGUGCCAGAGACUGUACGAGCUGUCGUGGAGGAUGUGCCUGGCAGACUUUGCUACUCUCUUCAGGACUGAGGACUUCCUCAGCCUGCCCAGAGACAAAGUCCAGGAGCUGAUCCUCAGCGAGGAGCUGGAGGUGGAGGACGAGAGCCUGGUGUACGAGGCUGUUAUCGACUGGGUCAAGGCCGACAUGGAGCACAGGCACAGCGAGCUGCCCGAGCUGCUGCGCUGUGUCCGUCUGGCGCUGCUCCCUGAAACGUACCUGCUAAAGAACGUUGCCUCAGAGGAGCUGGUGAUGUGCCAUAAGGUGGGACGGGAGAUUGUGGAAGACGCAGUGCGGUGCAAAAUGAGGAUCCUCCAGAAUGACGGUAUUGUAACGGGUUUCUGUGCCCGACCGAGGAAAGUUAGCCAGGCCCUGCUGCUGCUGGGAGGGCAGACCUUCAUGUGUGAUAAAGUCUACAUGAUCGACAACAAGACUAAGGAGAUCACUCCCAAAACAGACAUCCCCAGCCCCAGGAAAGAGUGCAGCGCAUGUGCUAUUGGUUGCAAGGUUUAUGUUACCGGAGGACGUGGCUCUGAAAACGGGGCCUCCAAAGAUGUCUGGGUCUACGACACGUUACACGACGAGUGGUCCAAAGCUUCUCCUAUGCUGGUAGCCAGAUUCGGACACGGGGCCGCGGAGCUCGACCACAUGCUGUAUGUCGUGGGAGGACACACUUCUCUCGCAGGAUCCUUCCCCGCAUCUCCAUCUGUGUCCCUCAAACAGGUGGAGCAGUACGACCCUCAGACCAAUAAAUGGACGCUGGUGGCUCCACUCCGAGAGGGGGUGAGCAACGCUGCCGUCGUCGGCGCCAAAAACAAACUCUUUGCCUUUGGGGGCACCAGUGUAAACAGAGACAAAUACCCCAAGGUGCAGUGCUUUGACCCUUGCGAGAACCGGUGGACUGUGCCGGCCGCCUGUCCGCAGCUGUGGCGCUACACGGCAGCGGCAGUGGUUGGCAACCACGUCGUCGUGAUCGGAGGCGACACCGAAUUCUCAGCCAGCUCCGCGUACCGGUUCAACAGCGAGACGUACCAGUGGUCAAAGUUUGGAGAUGUCACGGCCAAACGGAUCAGCUGUCAUGCGGUGGCGUCAGGAAACAGACUAUAUGUGGUCGGGGGCUACUUCGGGGCUCAGAGGUGUAAAACACUAGACUGUUACGAUCCCUCGUCGGACUCCUGGGACAGUGUGACCAGUGUGCCCUACUCACUCAUUCCCACCGCCUUCGUCAGCACAUGGAAGUACCUCUCAGCAUAGAGACAAACACGCUCUUUGAGAUCAGCAGUGGUGUCUGGUAUGCAGGCAUGUGUUCUCUCUUCACCGGCUGCACAGAGGAGGAGGAGGAGGAUGAGGAGGAGGAGGAAGAGGAAGAGUUUGUCUAGUCCUGCAGUGGCUCCAUCCAGCUGGAUUCACAUUAUCUUCAGCUGCAGAGAAGCGAAAAGGCCUGAGUCCCAGAGACAGCCCAGAGACUGGAAGUGUCCGGCCUCUUUCCACCUGAUCUGUUGACUCGUACUUCUUGUGUAACUUUCCCAUGAAGCCCCUUGUCUGAGCUGGACUCGUUGCCAUGUAUACUGCAGGGACCUCACAAUCUCUAUCUACCAUGUGAAGCACAGCCAGGAAGCGGACUGAUACUAUAGAUGUGUGCUCUGGGAUUUCCAAACUGAUCUUGUUCCACCUACUGGGGCAAAUCUGCUGCCGCUCAACUGACUCACUCCAUCAUGUAAUAUGUGUAUCACCUCGCCAGUAGAUUACCAGUUUAACAGACUAAGGAUUUAUCAGUGUCCCUCACUGACAUGUUGUUUUACAGUGAACUAAAAAAGAAAGUCAGAUGGUCCUUUUUGUUGUGGUUGCUCUCCCCUCCUGUCACUGGGUGUUUACUCAGGUGUAAUUUAUUGUGACUGCUGAUGGACUGAAUUAGACCUUUGCUAUGCCAGGCGUAUGGAGAAGGAGAGAGGACAUUUUGGGGAAGUGUAUGAUUUUGUGCACAGAAACAAUCUUCCUGUCUUUAUUUUUAGCCUUUGGACUCGGGCUUCCCUCAAUUUUGGUAAGCUAAAUUUGUAUCAUCCUCCUCGACUUAAAAUACAUGCUCGCAAGAGAGAAUGUGGCCAUUGCGGCCGAAGAAGAUUUCUGUUUCAAGAUGUUUUUUUCAAACUAUGAUUUUGUCAUUUUUUUGUGUAUAUUGUGUCUCAGGGUUAUGUUUUGUUUUUCCUGUAUUUGCUCAAGGAAGGGUAACGUCUUCUAACACGUCUGCUAACGUCUUCGCUUUUUUUUGUGAAUGUACUAUCUUGUGAUAAAGAGUUUUAGAAUACAUUCUUACAUUGUUUUUUCAAGUGUAAAUGUAUGAUUACGUUUAAUAGCAGUUGUCGUAUUUAUAACAUAUAUGUUUAUAUAUAAACAUAUAUAUUGCCAAAACCUGAAUGGCUAAUCUUCCUGCCUCUCUGGAUUUAAAUAACAAAAGCUAAGUGUGUCCAAAGUAGUUAAUACUUUCUAGCUAUGGUAUUAUUUUUUCAUUUUAUAUUUCAGGAUCUUUAAUGGAAGUCUUUUGUGUUUAUAGUUUGUAUAUUUUGCUUUGUAAUGAAUUUGUAGAAGCCUUUGAUUUGCACAUUUUGUACAAAGAAAACUCUUAAUGGUCUUAAUUUUGUAUCGUUGUCUUAACCCAGCUUGGGUAGUGUGAAUAAUCAGUGUUUUUGUAGCAAAUUAUCAAGUUGUUUCUCUUUGAACUAUCUUCAUUUUCUCAGUGUGCAAGUCUGCAAUUUUCCAAUGUAUCGAAGUAUAUAUCAAAUACACUGAUAUACUAAGCUUUUACUGAUAAACCAUCUGUUACUCCGUGUUCUACA
This is a messenger RNA of Anoplopoma fimbria (sablefish), 3678 nucleotides long. RefSeq names its product ectodermal-neural cortex 3 (gene enc3). Bases 329 to 2098 code for a protein of 589 amino acids. Lineage: Eukaryota; Metazoa; Chordata; Actinopteri; Perciformes; Anoplopomatidae. The transcript has 4 exons. The record is from RefSeq and is a predicted model, not a curated record. Gene Ontology annotation, molecular function: protein binding.